Molecule: messenger RNA, 2679 nt
Organism: Grosmannia clavigera kw1407
Lineage: Eukaryota; Fungi; Ascomycota; Sordariomycetes; Ophiostomatales; Ophiostomataceae
Product: c6 zinc finger domain containing protein
Exons: 3
Coding region: 1-2679 (892 amino acids)
Biological process (GO): DNA-templated transcription; regulation of DNA-templated transcription
Molecular function (GO): DNA binding; zinc ion binding; DNA-binding transcription factor activity, RNA polymerase II-specific
Source: RefSeq, a predicted model, not a curated record
AUGAACGACCGUCUGCAAGGGAAAAACGCCUCCUAUGCACCCGGGCUCGACAGCCUCUCUGCCGGCCAGAUCUCGUUGUCCACACCCUCUGCCAAUCUCGCGGGCGUCAUGUCGGCUGCCCCCGUCUCUCGGCCUGGUGCGGGCGGCAAGAAGAAGUCCCGGCGCAACGCCGACUCGUCGGCGCAAAAGCGACGCUGUGUCAGCACGGCCUGUGUUGCGUGUCGCAAGAGAAAGUCCAAGUGCGACGGUGCACUGCCCAGCUGUGCUGCGUGCGCCAGCGUGUACUACACCGAGUGCGUCUACGAUCCGAAUUCGGACCACCGCCGCAAGGGCGUCUACCGCGAGAAGGUCGACAGCAUGAAGGCCCAGAACUCGACGCUGCAGAUCCUGAUCGAGGCCAUCCUCAACGCGGACGAGGAGGAUGUCGCCGCGGUUGUGCACAGGAUCCGCACGUGCGACAGUCUGGACGCCGUGGCCGAGUCUCUCGUCAUGGAGGACUUUGAGCAGAACGAGAGCCACGGCGGCCUGCUCGGCUCCGGCUCGGCCGACGCUUCCAUGAUGUGGUCCGGGAACCCUGUCGAGGGCGAGGUGGAGCUGGCGCGCAAGAUGGGCGAGCUCCGACUCGAGAACGGCUCCGUGCGCUUUAUCGGCGGCACCUCGCAUCUGAUCUACGUCGGCGACCCGGCCGACGAUGAGACAGGCUCUGCACUUACGGCCAGAGACGCGCAUGGCAGGGCGCUCGAUGGCGGCCAGACCAGGCCCCAGCUCGAGCCGGCCUAUGGCACGCGGGAAGAGGCGAUUAACAGCUGGACCACGGUGACCAGCGACACGGCACUGAUCGAGUUUCUCAUGCAGAUGUACUUCAACUGGCACUAUACAUACUUCACCACCCUGUCCAAAGACUUGUUUUACGAAGACUUCUACCGCGGCCGGCCGAAGGUGCUUCCGCGCCGCACCGUCCACUGCACCUCGCUGCUGGUGAACGCCAUGCUCGCGCUCGGCUGCCACUUCACCAGCGUGCCCGGGGCCUUUGCCGAGCCGGGCGACAGCCGCACAAAGGGCGACCACUUCUUCGCUGAGGCCAAGCGCCUGAUCGUCGAGAACGACGAGUACGAGAAACCUAGGCUGGCCACUGUCCAGGCGCUGGCCCUGAUGUCGGUGCGCGAGGCCGGCUGUGCUCGCGAGGCCAAGGGCUGGGUGUACAGCGGCAUGAGCUUCCGCAUGGCCCAGGACAUUGGCCUCAACCUGGACACCGGCGGCGGGCCAAACGCGGCCAUGAGCGCGGACGUUGAUGGCCACAACGGCCGGAUGGACGACGGCGAGAUUGACGCCCGCCGCGUCACCUUCUGGGGCUGCUUCUUGUUUGACAAGGCGUGGUCCAACUAUCUCGGCCGUCUGCCGCAGCUGCCAAAGGGAUCGUCCAGCGUGCCCAAGUACGAAGUCUUGCCGAAGGAAGACUCGGAAAUGUGGGCAGCCCUGACGGAUUCCGGCUACGACGAGGCCACGCGCCAGCCAUGCCGCACCCGAGCUGCCGGCCUGAAGCUGUCGAAGCUCUGUGAGAUCAGCAGCGACCUGCUCCUUUUUUUCUACCACCCGAACAACAUUGGCCGGUCCUACAGCAAAGCCGUCGAGCUGAAGAAGCUCAGCGAACUGCACCGCCGUCUGGAAGACUGGCGGAAGCAGCUGCCGAAGGAGUUUGAGCCGAAGGAGGGCCAGCUGCCGAAUAUGAUUCUGACGCACAUGUUCUUCCACCUGCAGUACAUCCACCUCUUCCGACCCUUUCUCAAGUAUGCGCCCGACGUGUCGCCCCUGCCGUCUCACGUGUCACCGCGUCGUAUCUGCACUGUGAACGCCGGGGCGAUCUCGAAGCUGAUGCGACUGUACAAGAAGACGUACGACCUUCGGCAGAUCUGCAACAUUGCCGUGUACAUGAUCCACUCGGCCUGCACCAUCCACCUGCUCAACCUGCCGGAAAAGACGGCCAAGCGGGACAUCAUCCACGGCGUGAAGCAGCUCGAGGAGAUUGCGGAAGAUUGGCUGUGUGGCCGUCGCACGCUUUGCAUCAUCAGCGUCCUGGCUCGAAAAUGGGGCGUGGAUCUGCCGGAGGAGGCGGCCACCGUUCUGCAGCGGACCGACGAGAAGUACGGGACGUUCAAUACCAGCGACGUGCCGUCGCCGAACCGUCCGAUUCCUGCCCUGUCGCCACCGACCACUUCGGCCUCACCCCAGCUCGUCCAGGGCGCCGAAGCGGCGCCAUCGGUGCUCAUACAGACCGCCGCAGCCCGGAACACUGAACGAUCGUUUGCUUCUACCAGCUCGACCAGCCCCUACGGACAACUGGCACAGACGUCGCAGCCGCCUGCCCACGGCAUGUCCUACCUUGGCGUCACGUCCGACGGGUUAUCGCCCCCGACUGCAAGCAUGGGCACGAUGCGGCGUGUUCUCCCGAUGGCACAGGCCGAUAGCGAUCUGCCCAAUAUGGGCGCUUGGUCCGUACCGUCAACGAUUCCGCAGACUAUGCCGGGCUAUGCACAGCCGACGGCGCCGGCCGUGUCCUCGCAGCAAAUCAGCUCUCCCUUCUAUGCGCUGUUCUGCGGUGCGCACGGCGUGGACUUUGAUUUUCCGUUAGACGGCCUCGGCGGAUCUGGUGCUAGUCUUGAUAGACUAGGACUGGAAUAA